Molecule: messenger RNA, 687 nt
Organism: Amaranthus tricolor (Joseph's coat)
Lineage: Eukaryota; Viridiplantae; Streptophyta; Magnoliopsida; Caryophyllales; Amaranthaceae
Exons: 2
Coding region: 1-687 (228 amino acids)
Molecular function (GO): nucleic acid binding; RNA-DNA hybrid ribonuclease activity
Source: RefSeq, a predicted model, not a curated record
AUGCUGAUCCCUGAUGCAGUCCCACAUGGAGCUAAUUUCAGUAAUAAAGGUAUCUCGGGAGUGGGGAAUUGUAUUCGUUGUGGCUUUAAAGAGGACGAUUUGCAUGUUCUUAAGAAUUGCUCUUGGGCUCAGAAGGGGGCUCGUAAUGAUCUUUGCUUUGAGAAAAUCAUGGUCGCUCCCAAGGUGUGCUUAUUUAGAGCUCAUGAUGUCCUGAUGGAGUAUGCGCGUGCCAACUACUGUGAGGUUCGAAAAAGUAAACGUGAUCGUGUGAAAUGGGUGCCUCAUGACAACGAGGUCAUUAAGAUUAAUGUUGGUGCUGCUGUGAAUCUCGAAAAGAAUCGUGUUGGGCUGGGGUUGGUUGCUAGGAUUGCGGAUAGUAGUGUUCUCAUGGCAGCCUCUAAAUCCUCUUGGGCGUAUAGUGGGAUGGAGCAUGCUGAGAUCGAUGCUUUUUUGUGGGCGGUUCAAUUUGCUAAGGUCCACGGGUGGAAGCAAAGUUUGUUUGAAGGGGAUGCCAAGGUGAUUGUUGAGGCUUUGCAAGGAAGUUAUGUCGCGAUGUUCAUAAUCAAGUGCUGGGAGAAAAUAUCUAGACUCUUUCUCGAGCUUUCUCGCAAUCUUCAUUCGGGUUUUGCUUUAGGGAAGCUAAUGGUUGCUUAUCGAUUAGCUCGUUGGGGUUCAACUAGUUUGUAA